UAAAAAUGACCACAUGUACAAUCUCAAAGUCGUCAAUAUCUCAACCACCCAAUUGGAUUGGGUCGAUGAUCUACGUGAAUUAGUUAUCGACCAAGAAAACCACAUGUUGACCAGUAAUUCCAUCCCUCCUCUGAUUUAUCUAGUCUCAAAUGGGCAAGAAGACCAAGAUUCUGGCAUCCUCGGCCUAACCCUUUGUCUCCGAAAGGAACCAUUUUGUUCCCAAAUUCGAUGCAUCUUCUCCAGAAAAUAUAUCCCAUUGGAUUUCUCCACACCGGAUGAUUUUUUGAGCCAAAUCCUCCGCAAAGAUUUAGCCAUUAAUGUUAUCGACGAGGAGGGAAGAUUGGGGAGUUACUUUCACUCCCCAAGUCAAGCUGUCCUACUUCCUUCUCAGCAUGCGUUUGUCAGCAUGGGCACCAUUGGAGACCUAACGACGCUUCACUGGAUGCAGGGAUUUCCCCACGAUGACCCAUCACUGCCUGUCCAAGAGGAAGGUUACUCGCCAGUUAAGGUCCACGUGGCUGCUUUGAAUUUCAGGGAUAUCAUGUUGGCUACUGGCAACUUGCAACUAACGGCCCGGACAAACUUACCCUUCACUCUGGAGAGUCAUUUGGGCCUAGAAUUUUCCGGGGUGACGGGAGAUGGGGACAGGGUUUGUGGAUUUUCAGAAGGGCAAUCACUGGCGACGAGUGUAUACGCGAAUGACGACUGGUUGUGGAAAAUUCCAAAUGGGUGGAGUUUCGAGGAGGCGGCGACCGUCCCGGUUGUUUACUCUACAGUAUAUCUGGCGUUAGUUAUGAGGGGCCAAAUUCGCAAUGGAGAAAGCAUAUUGAUCCAUUCCGGGGCAGGUGGGGUGGGUCAGGCUGCGAUUCGGGUAGCCCUCAGCAUGAAUUGCACGGUCUAUACGACAGUUGGAUCUAAGCAAAAGGAGACCUUCAUUAAAACUACGUUCCCACAAAUUCCCCCAGAAAAUAUUGGUUGUUCAAGGGACACCACUUUUGAGAGGAUGGUGCUCCUCUCGACCGGUGGACGAGGGGUGGACUUAAUCCUAAAUUCUUUAACUGGCGACAAAUUGGAAGCCUCAGUACGAUGUUUAGCCAGGCACGGACGGUUCCUCGAAAUUGGGAAGGUGGACCUCGUCUCCAAUAAGAAUUUAGGUAUGCACUUUUUCCUCCAAGACGCCAGUUACCACGGCGUCAUGCUCGAUUCCUUAUGGGACGCUGCACCAUCUGUUCGAGCCGAGUUGAGAAGUCUCCUCCAGUCCGGCCUGGACUCUGGCGUCGUCACUCCCCUGCCCUACCGACUCUUUAAUCACCAACAGGUCGAACCCGCCUUCAGAUUUAUGGGUCAAGGUCAGCACAUCGGAAAAGUCCUGAUAUCCUUGGAAGAAACUCCAAUCCUGGCUCAUCCCCACGUCUACUUUAAUCCCUCCAAGAGCUACAUUAUAAUCGGCGGGCUGGGCGGGAUUGGGCUAGAAUUCUGUAACUGGAUGACGACCAGAAGUGCAAAAAAUAUCGUGCUCACGACCCGAUCCGGAAUUAAAAAUGCUUACCAAUCAAACUACAUCCAACUUUGGGAAAGGAAUGGCGUCCAAGUGAAAAUAUUGCAGUUGGACGCUGCUGAUCCCGUUUCAGCUAGGACGUUGGUCCACGAAGCUGGCAAGCUUGGACCGGUCGGAGGGUUUUUCAACCUCGCCAUGCAACUCCACAUUGACCUCAUGAAAUUACAAACGCCAUCCGGAUUUUCAUUCGCAAUGGACCCAAAAGUUAAGUUGAGUCGGAACUUGGGCGAAAUAACACGAAUUUCUUGUCCAGAGCUGGAUCACUUCGUGGUCUUCUCCAGUGUCGCGGCUGGAUUUGGCUUUGAUGGUCAGGCGAACUACGGAUUUGCCAACUCGGCCGCGGAGAGACUCGUCGAACGACGGGUGAAAGAUGGCCUUCCAGGAAAAGCAGUGCAAUGGGGACCCAUCGGAGAAGUUGGUGCUUGGCAUGACAGCUAUAAUGCAGACUUUACCCGAAAGAGUUUUCACGGUUCUGGAGUUCAGAGUAUCGCGUCUGCCCUGAACUCUCUAGACGCCCUGCUGGGAGACCCUUCUCCCGUCAUGCUAUCGAGGAGGACGGUCGACGCGGACGCGGGCCAUGCUUCCACGGCUGAUGACCUGUCCCUCGUCGAACGUAUUGCUCACGUUCUGGGACAUAUGACGAACCACCACAAACUAAACAUGAGCUCGAAGCUCGCGGACCUUGGGAUGGAUUCGGUGAUGUCGAUGGAGGUUAAGCAAAUCCUCGAACAGGACUUCAAUUUGUUCCUCUCCGCGGCAGAAAUACGAAACUGCACGCUUAAACAAUUCCAAGAGAUGGCAAGCAAUUGUCCGAAGAACAAGCUUGUAGGGGCGUCGAAACUUAAAGUACAAGCCGCAACGGCUGGUCUGGUCCAAUUAAAUUUCAUCAAAACGAUGAGCAGGAGUCGAUUUAUACAUGACCAAUGCGUCCACCCACUAAAUUCCUUGGCACAUACGCGGAUCAAAGAGAGAGAGCUCGGUGUCAAGAUGGACCCCGGGCACCAGGGAACGAUUUUCAUCAUUAAUUCUUUGGAAGGGCCAGACGUAUUGAACCUUUUGGCAGGUUAUUUACUCCUCCCGGCCUAUUCGAUGCAGAUACCGAAGGAAAUAUUCGACUCCAACAAUUUCAACGAGCUGUCCGACUUUUAUCUGGAUAAAAUAAGAGAAACGGAGCCUAAAGGACCGUAUACCAUCGUUGGCUAUUCGGCUGGAACUUUCGUGGCUAUUGAGUUGGGGUUGAAAUUUCAGGAGACUCAUGAGAUCACAAAGUUAAUUUUACUCGACAUUACGCCAGGACGGAUGCGUGCCAUUUUAGACGAGAACUUUGGGAAAGACAGAACACACCUGGAUGAAAGUGAAUUAAUUGUUAUGAUGGUCACCCAAGUUUUUGGAUUUGAUCGGAACCUCGUUGAAUCUAUCCUACGAAAAGAGAAAAAUACUGAGCAACAGUAUAAAGCGAUGACGCAACUGUUGACCACUGUUUUUGAGGCGGAUAUGACAGUUGACGAUAUGGAGGAAGUUAUGUCCAAGAGGGCUCUUACCUUCUUAAAGUUGAUGGACCAGUACCAUCCCGCAUUGAAAUUCCACGAACCCGUCGUACUCAUCAGAACAACGCAAAACUUGAUUAGUUACGACUCCAAUGAAUUGUGGGGGCUGGAUGAGUUCUGCACACAAACGCCAACCAUUGUUACCCUUGACACGACCCAUUCGUACAUGUUGACGGAUCCUUUCGUAAAAUCAGUUGCGAAUUAUAUAAAUCCGUAAAUAUUUAUGGAAUGCAUCGGAGCACAAAUAUAGUGUUGAACUUGAACACUUAAAAUAUUAUUUUCAUUUUACUGUCGUCGCUUUUUGAUGUGAAUAACAUUGACAAGUAUUACAUGUAAAUCUCCGUCGAACAAUCAGGUCAUUGAAACGUAUAUAUGUAAGUAGUCUAGUUAAAUCGGAAAUAAAAAAUACUCUUAGA
This is a messenger RNA of Folsomia candida, 3521 nucleotides long. RefSeq names its product fatty acid synthase. NCBI's taxonomy places the organism in Eukaryota, Metazoa, Arthropoda, Collembola, Entomobryomorpha, Isotomidae. The coding region runs from base 14 to 3322 and encodes 1102 amino acids. Gene Ontology annotation, molecular function: oxidoreductase activity; fatty acid synthase activity. The record is from RefSeq and is a predicted model, not a curated record. Gene Ontology annotation, biological process: fatty acid biosynthetic process. The transcript has 9 exons.